Molecule: messenger RNA, 1615 nt
Organism: Onthophagus taurus
Lineage: Eukaryota; Metazoa; Arthropoda; Insecta; Coleoptera; Scarabaeidae
Source: RefSeq, a predicted model, not a curated record
ACAAGCCUACAAUAGAAGGUUUAAUGUACCUAAAUCAUCAUGAACACGACGUCGUUAUCACUACAACCGAGUUAUUACUCGACGGAUCAAGAUCAAAUAAAUUUGACGACAACGAUUAGUCCGUCGACAACAACGAUCUUUGACGCAUCGAACGUUACGAAUAAUUCUUAUCCAUACGUUAAUGUAACUGCUGAAUUACCAUUAGCAUAUGCGAUCCCGAUGUAUGGUUAUAUAAUGCCUUUUUUACUUAUCAUAACGAUCGUAGCGAACACGUUGAUCGUCAUCGUAUUGAGUAAGAAGCAUAUGAAGUCGCCCACGAAUGUCGUUUUAAUGGCUAUGGCUAUAUGCGACAUGUGUACGCUUCUAUUUCCGGCUCCUUGGCUGAUAUACAUGUAUACGUUAGGGAAUCAUUCGAAACCUUUAUGGCCGAUUGGAGCUUGUUAUUCUUGGUUCGUAAUGCACGAGGUCAUUCCAAAUUUAUUCCACACAGCGAGUAUCUGGUUAACAUUAGCUUUGGCUGUACAGAGAUACAUUUACGUUUGUCACGCGCCGAUGGCAAUCAAGUUAUGUACAUUACCCAACGUGUACAAAUGUCUAACAUACAUAAUGAUAGUAGCGGCUAUACAUCAAGGUACUAGGCUCACCGAGGAAGAUUACAAGUCGGUUGUGAUUGAAUGGAAUAACCAAAGAGUACACGUUUGUAAUAAAACAACAGCAGCAUGGAUUCGGGAUUACAUCACAGAAGAUAUUUACUAUUCGGUUUAUUAUCUUUUUAGGGUAAUAUUUGUUCAUUUAAUUCCGUGUAUAGCUCUUGUAGUGCUCAAUUUCCUAUUAUUUCGAGCUUUGAAGCAAGCUCAACAAAGACGCGAUCAAUUAUUAUCGAAUAAAAAUCAAAAAUCCGAAUGUAGAAAAUUGCGUGAUUCGAAUUGUACAACACUUAUGCUCAUUGUAGUCGUAACAGUAUUCUUAAUUGUUGAAAUACCUCUCGCUGUAGUUACAUUACUGCACGUCCUAUCAUCCUCGGUCUCGGUUUUAAAGGGAUUUUUAGAUUACAAGGUUGCAAACACUUUGAUUUUGUUCACAAAUUUCUUUAUUAUUUUAAGUUAUCCGAUUAAUUUCGCAAUUUAUUGUGGGAUGUCGCGACAAUUUCGCGAAACUUUUAAAGAAUUAUUCAUCCGGGGGACUAUUACAAAUCGAAACAGCGGUUCAACAAGGUAUUCUCUGGUUAACGGACCGAGAACAUGCACAAACGAGACUGUAUUGUAAAUUAAUUAAAGUAUCUACGAUGAUGUGGUGUAAUUUAAAAAUUAGAUAAAUUAGUUUAAUUAGAAAUAACGAGUCGAAUUAAUUUAUUUAUUAUUAUUUAUUAAGUCGAUGUUUGUAAAUAACUUUGUAGAUAAAUCAAAUACUUGGGUCUCGGCCAAUACUUUCAACGAAGUGAGCCCUAUUUUGAAAGUAUUUUGCUGAUACAAUAUGAAAAAAAAAGUAUUUGAGAUUAUUUGUGUAUAUUUGUGUAUAUUCAAUGGAAAUGAAUAUUAUAAAUUUAAUGUAAAAUAGAUGUAAUGUUUAAGUGUGAAUCUAUUCUAUGUGUAAAUAAUAAAGAAAAAUAUUUAAA